This is a messenger RNA of Astrephomene gubernaculifera, 1178 nucleotides long. NCBI's taxonomy places the organism in Eukaryota, Viridiplantae, Chlorophyta, Chlorophyceae, Chlamydomonadales, Astrephomenaceae. The record is from the annotation of a GenBank genome assembly.
GUAACCUCGGAUUUUGGCCGGCGCUACAAGUGCGUGCUAGCGUACAGAGGGAGCUAUCGGAUGGAGGACUGGCUCCAUUUCGUAGAGACCUUCUCCGCGUACGUCUUUAAAGGUGACGUCCUGCCUGACGUACUGCGGCCUCUGUGGUGGGACCUGUGCGACGCAGUCGUGCACUACUUCCGGCCGCGCCCAGAGGACGAGACACGUGCCGAAUUCCUUGCGGCCUCCAAGGCAACCGCGUCCAAGCUUCACAACUACGCCAGGCGGCUGGAAGAGCUGCGGGUAUCAAACCGCAUGUUCACAGUCAACCUACACAUCUGUGUCUGCCGGCUUGAGCGGCAAGAGGCCGAGCUUGGCUCGACGUCUGCAAUGACCGACAUGCCCGUGGAGCGUGUCAUGCAGCAGAUGAAGAGCCAGGGCGGCCGACGGUCUCACAGGCCCCAGAGAAGCACUUCGCGAAAUGGCUGUGUCUCAUGCGCCACGCCAACUCACUUGCUGUACCAGCCGCUGACGCCAACGGUGAAGCCCCCACUGCUCGACAACAGCUUGCAGAGCUGGUGGGACGGCGUUCUAAACCACUGGACGACGCCCGCUUUGAUACCAUGGGCGGAGAUGGCUACCUUAUCGGCAUUGGUGCGGCGGUGCAUAAGGAUGACUCCCGGGUCAAGCAGGUGGAGACUGCUGUAGGAAGCAUGGUCAAGUGGUACGCGACUACUCUCCCGGACGUCGGUUCGUGGUCUGCUGGGGCAGCUCGGGGUUACGGCAUAAACGCGGACCUGCUUGGCGGCGUCCUCAAUGCCGAGCCAACGGGGGCCCCAAAAGCAAGACACUUUUCGCGGGCCGAGGCGCCGGAUGAAGAGAUGUACCACGGGUCGGAAUACAACCGACAACGGCGCCGGGUCACUUGCUGGGCGGCGUACAAGGCCGAGGUGACAGAAGGUACAGGCGCGGCCGAGCGUACUGUCGCACGUACAUAUGUGGCCCACCUCAAGUACUUCGUACACCUACCAGGUCACGAGACAGCAAAGGAGUUGCGGUUUGCGGUUGCUGAUGUGUACUCGGCCAAGGAGUUUAGCGGUGGCCUCGUCGUGGUUGACAUGGAUGCGGCCGCGACAGCAGGGCGUGGGAGCACUUGGGAGAUGUGGCGUGACUUCGGCAUUCCGCUGAGCGAGCUCAAG